GACUCGGCCACUGCCAUCAAGACUGUCAGUUUGGGAGAACAGCCCAUCAUACACACAGCUGAAAGAGCAGAAGGACCACUUCCAAAAGAAGUUUUAAAAAAGGAAUGCCUUCACAUUAGAAGUAGCCACUCAGGAAGGCACAGGGGGGGAAGCAGGAGCCAAGGGUGUCUUUUAUGAAUAAUCAAAAGCAGCAAAAACCAACGCUAUCAGGCCAGCGUUUUAAAACCAGAAAAAGAGAUGAAAAAGAGAGGUUUGACCCUACUCAGUUUCAAGACUGUAUUAUUCAAGGCUUAACUGAAACUGGUACUGAUUUGGAAGCAGUAGCUAAGUUUCUUGAUGCUUCUGGAGCAAAACUUGACUACCGCCGCUAUGCAGAGACACUCUUUGACAUCCUGGUGGCUGGCGGAAUGCUGGCCCCAGGUGGUACACUGGCAGAUGACAUGAUGCGCACAGAUGUCUGUGUGUUUGCAGCACAAGAAGACCUAGAGACCAUGCAAGCAUUUGCUCAGGUUUUUAACAAGUUAAUAAGGCGCUACAAAUAUCUGGAGAAAGGUUUUGAAGAUGAAGUUAAAAAGUUAUUGCUCUUCCUAAAGGGGUUUUCAGAGUCGGAGAGGAACAAGCUCGCCAUGUUGACCGGGGUUCUUCUGGCUAAUGGAACACUUAACGCGUCCAUUCUUAACAGCCUUUACAAUGAGAACUUGGUUAAAGAAGGGGUUUCAGCAGCAUUUGCUGUAAAGCUCUUUAAAUCAUGGAUAAAUGAGAAAGACAUCAAUGCAGUUGCUGCAAGUCUCCGGAAAGUCAGCAUGGACAACAGACUGAUGGAGCUGUUCCCUGCCAAUAAGCAAAGCGUCGAGCACUUCACGAAGUAUUUCACUGAGGCAGGCUUGAAGGAGCUUUCGGAGUACGUCCGCAACCAGCAGACCAUCGGGGCUCGGAAGGAGCUCCAGAAAGAGCUUCAGGAGCAGAUGUCCCGUGGGGAUCCAUUCAAGGACAUAAUUUUGUAUGUCAAGGAAGAGAUGAAAAAAAAUAACAUCCCCGAACCAGUGGUCAUUGGGAUAGUCUGGUCAAGUGUGAUGAGCACCGUGGAGUGGAACAAAAAGGAGGAGCUUGUAGCAGAACAAGCCAUCAAGCACUUGAAGCAAUACAGCCCUCUGCUCGCUGCCUUCACCACUCAGGGUCAGUCUGAGCUGACCCUGUUACUGAAGAUUCAGGAGUACUGCUAUGACAACAUUCACUUCAUGAAAGCCUUCCAGAAAAUUGUGGUGCUUUUUUAUAAAGCUGAAGUCCUGAGUGAAGAGCCCAUUCUGAAGUGGUAUAAAGAUGCACACGUUGCAAAAGGGAAAAGUGUCUUCCUUGAGCAGAUGAAGAAGUUUGUAGAAUGGCUCAAAAAUGCUGAAGAGGAAUCUGAGUCUGAAGCUGAAGAAGGUGACUGAAUUUUGAAACAACAUCCUCAGUAAAGCAAACAGGAGUUGUAGAUAAAAUGUCAUGUCUCAUGUGUCCUGGUUCUUACAUCUCCCUACCUCCCUAUAUCAAGCAUGAUAUAAGGGCUUUCAUGGCAGUUUUUAUUUUCACUUUUUAUGGUUCCUGGAAACGGUGGGUUGGUUUCAGAAGCCAUGUGUCAGGAGCUGCAGGGGCUGUAGAACUGAAUCUGGUGUGGCAUUGUCUGUCAGUUACCUUCUACCUCCUGUAUUUUCUACUGUAAUAAUGUGAUGUAAGGCCUUCGCAGUGAGCACUUCACUUUAUCCAACCUGGGUUUUCUAUAUAACAGUUUUCAAGAUAGGAUUUGGUUAAAAAUAAUUUGUUACAAAAAAUUCUGUUUGCAAAUUAAACUGUAAAAGUAUCCAAAGUCUCAAAAGGCAAUGAUUUGUGUGAUAAUUUAGUAUGUCCAGAGCCCUGUCCCAUCAGCGAAAAUCCUGUAGACAAUUGAAUCCAUAACAUGAAUCCUGAGUGUUUGGACCAUUGGUUAUAUGUUAGCAUUUUAUUGUAUUUUUAACCCCAGAUGUUGUUUGUUCUCUGGUUUCAUCCUUAGUAAAUCCAUGGAGAGCAAACUAGAGUUUGAGAGCUCAUACAUGGCAGAGGUAGGAAGAGAGCUGAGUUUUUCCCUGGAAACUAGUAUGUCCAUCUGUAUCUUUGGAUAAUGUAGAUUCUCUGCAUAAACAUUCUACUCAGGACACAGCUAGACUGUGAGGAAGGGGUUCCCAAAGGAUUGGGAGUCGAGGAAACAGCUUGUCACUAACCCCUGAGAUGGUUGGGAGUGUUCGGGGUGAGCAUGUUCUCCCAGGAUCUAUCAGGACUCCAUUUCCUGUUAGGAAGGUGAAGGCAGUCAUAGCCGCCUCCUACUGGCCUGGCUUCAUUUUUCUAUGUUCCAACACCUAGUAACAUACCCUAGUUGCCAUUUUUUUUAAUUGCCAUGAGCCAAAUACUUCUUUAAAUGAUUAAUCCAUUGAUUUUAAUGGCUGCCUUUUUUGUUGCUUUUCUUUUUGCUAUCCAUUUGUAGUUGGUAGGGGGAAAUGUAGCCACCUUUUUGGGAAAGGCUAAAAGUGAGUUUUUUAAUUGGUAAAAGAAAAUAGAAUAAUGCCACCAGAGACUGAGUGGAAAUUACCCAUUUUUGAAGGUGCCAUUCUUAGAAGCCAAUAAUUUGGUAUUUAAAGCUUGUCUUGAGAGAAUAACAUGUAAUAUAAUUUGAAAUAAAGGUAUAGUAACCUCGAGAGCAUUAUAGCAAAAACAUGGAUGGGUGGGGUGAAUUUGUAAAAUGAAUGACUUUGAUAAAGUUUUAUGCACAGGCAAAUGUAUUCAUUAGAUUCUGUGUAGUGAUCUGCUUUUUCUUUGUAAUUUGUAGUCCUAAAAAAAAUUUUUUUUUAAAUAAAGUCCAUCCUUACAUUUA
This is a messenger RNA of Peromyscus eremicus (cactus mouse), 2884 nucleotides long. RefSeq names its product basic leucine zipper and W2 domains 1 (gene Bzw1). The record is from RefSeq and is a predicted model, not a curated record. Gene Ontology annotation, cellular component: cytoplasm; membrane. The transcript is spliced from 12 exons. Lineage: Eukaryota; Metazoa; Chordata; Mammalia; Rodentia; Cricetidae. Gene Ontology annotation, molecular function: protein binding. The coding region runs from base 174 to 1433 and encodes 419 amino acids.